AUGGGAGAUUAUGAAGUUUCUGAAGGAAUAGGUGAGGGAGAAGAAGAGGAAGAAGAGACUCCAAAAACUCCAAAAGAGCAAUUAUAUCGUAUGCUAGAAACCUAUAGAGCUGAAGAUCUCGUAAAAUUAAACCUUGCUGCACACUCUUUACUAAAAGAACAAAAAGAAGCCCUUAAAAAGCCUCAAGAUUUUGACUGGGAACCUUUUCAAAGAAUUGGGGAGUAUCAAGAAAGGCUAAAAAGUAUUGCAAAAAGAAUGCAAGCAGCAACUGCAAGAAGCAGCGCUAUAAAAGACAGAAUGCAAAGAGCUUUAAAGGCAAUUGAAGCCAAAACAAAUAUGAAUUUAAAUGAAAGCUAG
Molecule: messenger RNA, 357 nt
Organism: Blepharisma stoltei
Lineage: Eukaryota; Ciliophora; Heterotrichea; Heterotrichida; Blepharismidae
Source: the annotation of a GenBank genome assembly